AUGCGUAAAAAAGAAAACGGCAGCGAGUGGAGAAAAGUCAGGAACCUUGAGUCCCUGGAGACGGAAAAUGAUUCUUAUAUCGAGGACCUCGAAGCAAGGGUACAGGGGCUCAAGGAGCUUAGCCUGGCAAUGCGAGAGGAGGUAAAAGCCUCCAAUAACCUCAUCGACUCGAUGAUGGGGCGACUGGAAGGCGUGAGGGUUUCUGUGCGCAAUUCAGUGCGGCGAAUGGAUCAAAUGUUUAAAUCAGGAGGAGGAUGGCACAUGCUUCAUCUGGCGGUGUUUGUUCUCUUUAUCUUCUUGAUUUUCUACUUCUUCUUCGCCAAGUGA
Messenger RNA from Eimeria maxima, 327 nucleotides. RefSeq lists its product as hypothetical. Bases 1 to 327 code for a protein of 108 amino acids. The transcript is spliced from 4 exons. Lineage: Eukaryota; Apicomplexa; Conoidasida; Eucoccidiorida; Eimeriidae. The record is from RefSeq and is a predicted model, not a curated record.